CCACCAUCAUCGUCGGGUAAGUACUAGCGUCCCUUCCCGUCCCCAACCAAGCGUUUCGAGAGAGAGUCUCCAUCUCACCCAGCUGCAUCGUUCCGCUCAAAAAUCAUCCACCAUGUUCACCUACGAUGGCACCCGAUCCCAGCUCGAGUGGUUCUCCACACUCAACAUCUCGAAGGCUCCAGUGCCAACCCCAGAGACCAAGUUCCUGCGCAAGACUUCAAUCAUCGCCACGAUUGGUCCCAAUACCAAUUCAGUGGAGAAACUCGCGGCCCUCAGACGGGCGGGCGUCAAUGUUGUUCGCAUGAACUUCUCUCAUGGCUCAUACGACUACCACCAGAGCGUCAUUGAUAACACGAGGAAAAUGGUGGCCUCGGAGCCAGGACGUCCUGUCGCUAUUGCUCUUGACACGAAAGGCCCUGAGAUCCGAACUGGGAUGAUGAAAAAUGGAAAAGACAUCCCCAUCAAGGCGGGUCAUGAGUUCAUCAUCACGACCGACGACAAGUAUAGCGAGUGCUGCGACGAUAAGAUUCUCUGGCUCGACUAUAAAAACCUUUCCAGGGUGAUCUCCCCAGGAAAACUCAUCUACAUCGAUGAUGGUAUUCUGUCCCUCUUGGUUCUUUCCAUCGACGGACCCACCGUCCACGUCCGUGCUGUGAACAAUGGCACCCUAUCUUCUCGCAAGGGUGUCAACCUUCCGAAGACCGACGUUGAUCUUCCGGCGCUCUCUGAGAAGGACAAGAAGGAUCUCCAAUUUGGUGUUAAAAACGGUGUCGAUAUGAUUUUUGCCUCCUUCAUCCGACGGGCGCAAGACGUCAAGGAUAUUCGCCAAGUUCUCGGCCCAGACGGCGCCAGCAUCAAAAUCAUCGUUAAGAUAGAAAAUGAGCAGGGUGUGGAGAACUUCGAUGAGAUACUCCGAGAAACGGAUGGUGUCAUGGUUGCCCGUGGUGACCUUGGCAUCGAAAUCCCUGCUAGUCAGGUGUUCCUUGCACAGAAGAUGAUGAUUUCCAAGUGCAAUAUUGUUGGCAAGCCCGUCAUUGUUGCAACACAGAUGCUCGAGUCGAUGACGUACAAUCCCAGGCCCACCCGUGCGGAGGUCAGCGACGUUGCCAACGCAGUUCUUGAUGGUGCCGAUUGUGUUAUGUUGUCCGGAGAGACUGCAAAAGGAGGUUAUCCUGUCGAGUCUGUUCUUAUGAUGGCUGAGACUUGUCUCAUUGCCGAGUCCGCUAUCUGCUACCCACCCUUAUACAACGAAUUGAAGUCCGUCCAGCCUCUCCCCACGGAUACGGCUGAGACGGUUGCAAUUGCUGCCGUUGCAGCUGCAUCGGAACAGAAGGCCAGUGCCAUCGUUGUGCUAUCCACCAGUGGCAACACCGCCCGCCUGGUGUCUAAAUACAGACCCGUGGCACCUAUUAUUUGCGUCACACGUAAUGAGCAAACCGCGCGUCAAAUCCACCUGCACAGGGGGUGCUACCCAUUCUGGUACCCCGAACCCCGUGGCGUCCAUGAGGGCCAAUGGCAAAAGGAUGUGGACAACCGCAUCCGGUUUGGGUUGAAGAAUGCGCUCGCUUUGAACAUCAUCAAGACAGGCACAACCAUCAUCGCCGUCCAAGGAUGGAAGGGUGGUCUCGGACACACCAAUACGCUUCGUAUAUUGUCUGUGCCCACCGAUUCGGCUGACCUGGAGAUGCAGCCGCUCGGUUCGCAGUGAGCUGGGAAUUGUAUGAAGAUGAACGCAUUUUUUCUCCUUAGAAGCCUGCAAUGAUGUACAGUCUACCAUAGUUUGGCAGAAUAGAUCUGAGACCCAACGGUUCGUUGGGGCCGCGA
This is a messenger RNA of Pisolithus orientalis, 1824 nucleotides long. Its product is annotated as pyruvate kinase. Gene Ontology annotation, cellular component: cytoplasm. The transcript has 15 exons. The record is from RefSeq and is a predicted model, not a curated record. Lineage: Eukaryota; Fungi; Basidiomycota; Agaricomycetes; Boletales; Pisolithaceae. The coding region runs from base 113 to 1708 and encodes 531 amino acids. Gene Ontology annotation, molecular function: potassium ion binding; pyruvate kinase activity; magnesium ion binding. Gene Ontology annotation, biological process: glycolytic process.